Molecule: messenger RNA, 518 nt
Organism: Chara braunii
Lineage: Eukaryota; Viridiplantae; Streptophyta; Charophyceae; Charales; Characeae
Source: the annotation of a GenBank genome assembly
AUAUAGUAGACAUAGCACCACAUAGGACAACUCUCUGCACAUAUAGCACCACACUCAGCUGACACCCCAUCCACCUAGCAUCGCUUAACAGAGCAUGGCACUGAAUACUAUAUCUAGUACCACAUACUGCCAUAAUCGCUGUGGUUUCUAUGGAGGAGUGGAGUUUUAUAUCAAGGGCAUCCUCGACAUCGGCAUUUCGCCAGUGAAGUUGCUGGAGAUUCUGAAGAACAGGUUCCUGGCCGCAGGCGGAGUGCUACUUGAACAGAAAGAGCUCCUGAAAGCCACGUCAUUCGAUGAUGGAGUGGUUAUUUCAAUAUCCGGUCAAGAGCCUCUGGUGACUCGCCUGUUGAUUGAUGCUAUGGGUCAUGCAUCCCCAAUUGUACGCCAGGCGGACCACCGAACACCCGGCAUACCAAAGGUGAAGCAAGACUAAACUUUUGGUGGAAUAUCAUCAGAGCAAGGUGAGAAAUCCUCCCUGCGAAGGUAAGAAAGUCACAAAACAAAAAGGAGAUUCGUAG